GUAGUGUAUAGAAGAGAAAAAAAGAGAGAUUAGAGAGAGUUUUGAGAUUUUUUUUUUGUUUUAGAGAGUUUGUAAUACUCUAUUGUAAAUUCUAUUCAAAAUAGAAAUAGAAUUGUUUUUCCUCUUUUAUCUUCUCCUUUUUCGUGAUCGGAGAAUCACAACAUUUAUCGGUGUCACCUAAACUGGUUUUGUAGUACCAGUAGUGCUAUAUAGUAUUAUUCUUAUGAGAUUGGGGUUGGGCUAGGGCUGAUUACUAUGUGUGCAUGUGUGUAUAUAUAUUGGCUCAUAUUUAUAAUUACUCAAACCACAUAGUUUGAGGGAUCCACAAAUAUUAUCUCACUAAUUCAUUUUUAUAUAAUUUUAAUUUAAAUCGUUUACAAUCACUUCCAAACAUACUUUUAAUAGUUGAUCUGGACUUGGACUGACCGGCCCCUGAAUUGAAUCACCGAGGUUUCAUUGAUCAUCAAAAUCGGUUUUCAUGCCAUGCACCAUUACAUGGCUAGCUAUUUGUUUUAUUUUCACAAGGCAGCAUCUUGGCAUACCACUACCAUAUGCAUUUUCCCUGUGGACCAAUAUUAUAUUCUGGAUCAAAAAUCCCAAAUAGAAAAUACAUAUUGUUACCAUUCCUACAAAUUAAUUUGCUAUAAACAUAUGGACAGUGCUAGACGUACCCCAUGUUUCACAUAAUGUCCUACAGAAUUUGAUGUGGUGUCAAAAUCAAAAUAUUGCUGAAGAAAUGUCAAAACAUCGCUGAAGUUUAAAAAGAGAUUUUCUUGUAAUUGUAAAACCUUAAUCCUGCCCAUUUGACCACCAUUUGCCCGCCAUUUGCAAUCCCCAACCCCAAGUCUCUUUUCCAAAUUCCCACAACGACCGAGAAAUGGAACGAGAGGAAAAUUCUUCCGACCACGUCGGUAACAUUGAUGCUGGCGACGAUAUAAUGGUGAACCCGACAUGGUUAUCUCCAUCUUUUACAGUGGACCCGAGACCCAUUUAUUAUAGAGAUGAAUAUGAAAUGGAAGGAGGCAACUCAGACGGCAGCAACAUCGAUUCCGGCAAAAACAUGGGUAUUUUGGAAAUCCCUUUAUCCAAAGACGACAAUCCGAAUGACAUAAGUUUACGAGAAGGAACUGAUAUUAUUGUGCCUAGUGUUGGCAUAAAGUUCCAAGAUGAGAAUGAGGUGUUCGAAUUUUACAAGAACUAUGCGUACCAAGUUGGAUUUCCGGUGAGGAAAAGAAAUUCAAAGAAGGGUGAGGAUGGGGUUGUACGUUAUGUAACUUUUACAUGUAGUCGGGAGGGCCAUCAAACUAGUGGUUCAAAUGCAGUCAUGAAGCCUCAACCAAAAAUGCAAACAGGCUGUAAAGUAAGAUUGACAGCAUGUUCAAAACUUAGUGGAGCAUAAUCACAAGACAAGCCCAUCGAAAUCAAGGCUAUAUCGCUGCAAUCGAGAAAUCAAUGCACGUGUGAGAAGACAGUUUGAAAUAAAUGACGUAGCUGGUAUACCAUUACAUAAGAGUUUUAACUCGGCUGUUGUUGAAGCCGGUGGUUACGAAAAUAUUACGUGCGUUGAGAAAGAUUGUAGAAAUUUCAUUGACAAAGUCCGACGGUUAAGACUGGGUAAAGGAGAUGCUCUUGCAAUACAAGCGUAUUUUACAAGGAUGCAAGCAACCAGUCCUGGGUUCUUCUUUAGCAUAGACUUGGAUGAUGAGGCCCAGUUGAGGAACGUGUUUUGGGCAGAUAACAGGUGUAGGCAAGCGUGUAAGGAAUUCGGUGAUAUAGUUACAUUUGACACCACGUACUUGACCAACAAGUACGAGAUGCCUUUCGCUCCUUUCAGUGGGGUAAACCAUCAUGGACAAUCAACUCUACUUGGAUAUGGUUUGCUAUCAAAUGAAGACACAAAGACUUUUGUAUGGCUAUUCCGAACAUGGCUUGAAUGUAUGCAUGAUCAAGCACCAAGUGGAAUAAUUACAGAUCAAGACCCUGCAAUGCAAAAUGCAAUUGAAAUCGUGUUCUCGAACACAAAGCAUAGAUGGUGCCUAUGGCAUAUUCUGAAAAAGUUACCAGAAAAAUUUAGUGGUCAUAGACAUAAAGUUUUCAUUCUUGCUACUGCACAUGCGUUGGUAUAUGAUGUGCAAAGUUGCGAUGAAUUUGAACAAGCAUGGAGUAAGAUGCUCGAAGAUUACGAAUUGUUAGAACAUGGUUGGUUGACCGGCCUAUACAAUGAAAGAAGUCGAUGGGUCCCAUGCUUUUUAAAAACCUCAUUUUGGGCCGGUAUGUCAACCACACAACGAAGUGAAGGAAUUAAUGCGUUUUUAAUGGCUAUGUUCAUUCCAAAACAUCUCUAAAGCAAUUUGUAGAGCAGUAUGAACGUGCAUUGAGAAGUAAAGUUGAAAAGGAGUUUCAAGCUGACUUCAAAUCUUUUUCACAAAUGAUCCCAUGUGCGACAAGGUAAUGGAGAGGCAAUUCCAAUCAGUUUAUACAAUCAUGAAGUUCAAGGAGUUUCAAGAACAAUUUACUGGAAAGGUGUACUGUGAAGUCUUAGGAGUUCAUGGGACUUACUUGCAUACUACAUACGAUGUACAUAAGGACAUUAUUCUGAACGACUGUAUGAAGACAAAAAUCUUUAAAGUUUGCUUUCGUAGAGAUGAAUGCGAGUUUGAGUGCAGUUGUCACCUGUCGAGUUUAGAGGAAUUAUUUGCAAGGACGCAAUAAUGAUUUUGAUUCGAAACCAAGUGAACUUAGUUCCCGAGAAGUACAUUUUGAAGAGAUGGAGAAGGGAUGUGAACAGACCGUAUAUGAGGGUUCCGAUUAAUUAUGAUAGUUGGAUUAGUACUCCAGUCCAAGUUAGAUAUGAGCAAAUGUGCAAUGCUUUUGCGAAGUUAGCUGACUUCGUAGCACACGACGAGUCACGGUCACGUGGUAUCAUAGAUUGGAUUGAAAUCCAAACAAAUGAUUCAUCGAUGUUGAAGUAUAGCAAUGUGGGCUCUCAACGCUUGGAUGAAGCUGGAAAGUGUUCUGGCGGAAUCUGCUUGGACCCGAAAUACACAAAAAGUAAGGGAGCUCCUAAAAAACUUCGUCGAAAGGGACAUCUAGAAGCUGUUUCCAGAAAAUCGAAAAUCUAUUGUAAGGUAUGAUUUCGACCAAAAAUGUUUAUUUUGAUAAUCAUUGUACAUAUUGAACUGAGUGUAUUCUCCAUGACUUACAGAAUUCGACUUCAACGAACGGGUAAAAAGACAAAGUUUCGUCCUCAUUCAAUGUUAAGGAGGUCGGCACGCAGGAGAGCGUUGGAGAUUUUGAUGUAGUGGUAUAAGGCAUCCAGCAGAUUUUCAAUUGAUUUUGAUGUAGGCGUAUAAGGCAUCUACCAGAUUUUGAUGUGGGUCUGGUGGUGGGGGUGGAAAAGAACGAUAUCAAGAUUGUAAUGAAUCUAAUGAUGCAUAUCAUAGCUAUGGGUAUUGUUUUGAGAAGGGUUGGUAAUUGUGUUGAGAAGUAGCAAAAAAAGGCCCUUUGUUUUGAUUUGUGUUUGUAUAUCAAUAUCUUAUUAGCAUUGUUUUAAUUACUACUCGAAAUUUGGAUAAGCUCAUUUAUCAUUUUUGUGUAUAUGUUGGAAUGUUCAGCUGUGUUUUGCCUCAAUGCUAAUCCCAAUUUGCACUCUA
This is a messenger RNA of Olea europaea var. sylvestris, 3653 nucleotides long. RefSeq names its product protein FAR1-RELATED SEQUENCE 11-like. Bases 878 to 1399 code for a protein of 173 amino acids. NCBI's taxonomy places the organism in Eukaryota, Viridiplantae, Streptophyta, Magnoliopsida, Lamiales, Oleaceae. The record is from RefSeq and is a predicted model, not a curated record. The transcript is spliced from 3 exons.